UCUUACUUUCAUCUCUUUCACCCGCUCAUCAACACAUUGCUACGGAGCCGCAACUUACAACCUAAGUUCAUUUGCAUCUUCUUACGUGAUUUGAUUUGGACCGUCAUCGGGGCAGUGUAUCUCUCUUUUUCCAACAAAUUAAGGCGCAAUCUCCUAAACAAAUUCGACACAAAUCACAAUGAGCGCUGCUGCAACACAAAGAGCACCAAAAGCUGAUGCCAAUUUGGCUGGCUCGGGUAAAGGAAGGAGGGGCAGUCAAACACUCAAAGGUCGUCGUGGAUCGGGUGUUGAAAAAUUGGAUUCGCAUACACAUUACUGGCACACUUCCACACACAAACAUGAGGAAAAUCCAGGUGCAUCAGAAAAGGUGUUGAACGAACAUUUUGAAAAGUACAGAAAGAUGUUUGAAUUAACACCUGAAAGACUCAAGGAGAUCACCAAGCGUUUCGUUGGAGUACUUGAAACCGGUUUAAAGAAAGAAGGUCAAACGGUUCCCAUGUUGCCCGCUUUCGUGUUCGGAUGGCCAACUGGAGAUGAAACUGGUUCCUACUUGGCAUUGGAUUUGGGUGGUACAAACUUGCGUGUAUGCCAUGUUGUCUUGCAAGGAAAGGGCAAAUUUGAAAUCACACAAACGAAGUUUCGUUUGACAGAUGAACAAAAGCAAUGCGAAGGACAAGAAUUGUUUGACUUCUGUGUCGAAUGCUUGGACACAUUCAUCAAAGAUCACUUUGGUAAUGGAAAGGAUGAUGAGGUUAUCCUAGAAGAGGAAAUCGCUCUUGGUUUCACUUUCAGUUACCCGAUGGAACAGAAUGCUAUCGAUCAUGGUAAGCUUGUCCGAUGGACAAAGGGAUUCGGUAAUCCAAACACGGAAGGUAAAGAUUGCGCUCAGAUGUUCCGCGAUAGUUUGGAAAAGUACAAUGUACCAAUCAAGAUGACUUCCAUCAUCAAUGACACAACCGGUACAUUGAUCGCUUCCAACUACGUCAAACAGGACACAAAGAUUGCAUGCAUUUUCGGAACAGGUUGUAAUGCCGCUUAUAUGGAGCACAUCAGAGACAUUCCAAAAAUCAACGAUUUGGGAUUGCCUGGCGAUGAAGAUAUGGCUGUCAAUUGUGAAUAUGGAGCAUUUGACUCAUUCAAGCAUGAACACAUGAAGGAAAUCCGAACAAAGUACGAUGAGCACAUUGACUUGUCUUCCAACAAGCCACACGAGCAAGCUUACGAAAAGAUGAUUGCUGGAUUGUACCUUGGUGAAAUUUUCCGUCUGAUCUUGUGUGAGAUGGCAGACGAUGGUAUCUUAUUCUUAGGUCAAAACACAUACAAGAUCGAAACGCCUCAAGUUUUUGAUACUGCAUUCUUAUCUUUGAUCGAAGCAGAUCCAACUGAUGAACUUUUAACAGUUACCGGUUUGUUCACACACUUUUUCAAGUUGGACACAACACCUGAAGAACGUAAAUUUUUCAAAAAGUUGGCCGAAGUGAUCGGAACACGAGCAGCACGUUUAUCAAGUUGUGGUAUUUGUGCUUUGGUAACAAAGAUGGGUUAUUUGGAAGGUGAAAAUCCAGAAGGAUGCGGUGUUGGAUGUGAUGGAAGUUUGUUUAGCAAAUAUCCACACUUUGCUGAUCGACUUCAUAAAGCAAUCGAAGAUCAAUUUGGCGAAAAGGGUAAAAAAGUUAAAUGUUAUCAAGCCGAAGAUGGAAGUGGUGUUGGAAGUGCAAUUAUUGCUGCUAUGACACGUAAGAGAAAAGAAGAAGGCAAAUAUGCACAUGUAUAAAGGGGAGGCAACAAAGAGAG
Meira miltonrushii is the source of this 1794-nucleotide messenger RNA. RefSeq names its product putative hexokinase. Bases 179 to 1774 code for a protein of 531 amino acids. Gene Ontology annotation, cellular component: mitochondrion; cytosol. Gene Ontology annotation, biological process: glycolytic process; glucose 6-phosphate metabolic process; intracellular glucose homeostasis. The record is from RefSeq and is a predicted model, not a curated record. NCBI's taxonomy places the organism in Eukaryota, Fungi, Basidiomycota, Exobasidiomycetes, Exobasidiales, Brachybasidiaceae. The transcript is spliced from 3 exons. Gene Ontology annotation, molecular function: mannokinase activity; glucokinase activity; ATP binding.